AUAAAAAGCUGUGAAAUUGGUGGAAGAAUGUUUGUUAUAAAUUAAUCAAAAUAAUCCAUAUUUAUUUUAGUGAAUUUUAUACAACUGUGUGUUUAUAAUUUAUAGAGAUGAGGAUAUAAGCAAGUGUGGAAUGAUGAGUUACCUUACCGUGGACAGGCAAACGCCGUCCUCUAGCACUGACAAGUCUGGUGAUGCAAGCGACAAUAAUGAUGAUCUUGAGGUGGACAACUCCAAGAGCGUCCUCCUCAAGAUCGCCACGUUGUAUGCGGAGCAGCUGAUGAGCGACCUAGUCUUGGAGGUGGCAGGCGUGGGGUACCCGGUCCACCGGCUCAUACUGUGUGCCAGCAGUGAAGUCUUCCAGGUCAUGUUGAUGAACCGUGAAUGGAGCGAAUGGCGGGAGAGCCGCGUGGUACUGCAGGAGACACCAACCGCCGCUUCUGUGUUCCCGCAUUUUUUGAAGUACUUUUACACUGGACAAAUUCGGAUAUCCCAUCAGACUGUGCUUCCCGUAUUAUCGCUGGCUGAUAAAUACAAUGUUAAGGACCUGGUGACGCUGUGCCUGACGUAUAUGUCGCAGCACAUCGCGCAGGCUGCCAAGCGCGGCCAGCUCAUCGCCUGGAUGCAAUAUACCAUGGCUUGUGGCCAUAAUGACGUCGCCAAGGCGUGCCAGAACUUCGUGAAGUGGAACCUGGAGUGGGUGUGGUCGGACGCGGAGCUGGCCGAGCUGGACGGCGAGACGCUGCUGGCGCUGCUGCAGCAGAGCGACCUCGUGCUGCACAACGAGAUGAGCCUUUACCAGUCACAAAGUCUGCUGCAGCAGAGCGACCUCGUGCUGCACAACGAGAUGAGCCUCUACCAAUCACAAAGUCUGCUGCAGCAGAGCGACCUCGUGCUGCACAACGAGAUGAGCCUUUACCACGCUGCUCCAGCAGAGCGACCUCGUGCUGCACAACGAGAUGAGCCUCUACCAAUGCGCUUCAAAGCGCUGCUGCAGCAGAGCGACCUCGUGCUGCACAACGAGAUGAGCCUUUACCAUUUCGUGGUGCGGUGGCUAAGCAAGCAGCGCACGCGACUGGACGCGCAGGGGCUUGGUGAAGCGGAAGCCAAACUGCACUGGGACUCGCUGGUCGCUGCUGUCUUCUCGCACGUCAGGUUCCCGAUGAUGUGCCCGAACCAGCUGGCCAAGCUGCUGCUGUGCCCGCUGACGCAGGAGCAUAAGGAGUUCUUCAUGGAGCGCAUGGCCAUCGCUAUGAGCUACCAGUCAGGUCAAUACGAGCGCGUGGCAGAAGUGCAGCAAUCGGAAGCGGGCCGCAUGCUGUUCACACCGCGCCUCUACACCGAGGACACGUGGGGCUCCGUGCUUGGGGUUGACAACUUCCACUCGCUGGCCUGCUACCACACGAGGACCUUCAUCUUCAGCACCAGGUCGUCGAUGGCGGAGGUGUGCUCGGAGCGGCCGGCGGAGUGGUCGGUGGACCUGUACCCUAAGGGCGUGUGGUUCCGCAAGAGCCUGCUCAUCGUCUGGGCCGGAACCUUCGACGUGCCAGAGGUGGUACUGCGGACGGUGCGCAUCGCGAUCACGUGCCAGAACUGUCCCGAGCGCGCGCCCGACGACUGGGCCGGGCCCGAGCCCGACGUCAGGGUCAAGAUUGGAAUCUUAGUAUGGGGAGUGCAGAAAGGUGUAGAACACGUCUCUUCUGUCGUAGAGAGGGUGCAUCGAUUCUCAUCGCAAAACAGAGUGCUCAACAUUGACGGAGCGUUGGACUUUGACGAGUUAAACACUCCACUUUACACGCCGUCCGCCAGCGAGGCCACCACCACCAUAGAGCCGCCCGUCACCCACAAGGGACCCACUCGGUGUCCAAAAUGUACAGACACUAGCGACGAUCCAGAACCGAGGCAUCUAUUGGGACCCAACAGGGAUCAAUUACGGAUACAAGUAGUAAUCGUCCCGCUAACGGACUACUGUCACGUGGGCGACGCGGCGUGACGCCCACGACCCGCCGUGACGUCACGCGGACGCUCAGUGCUCGGUGUGAGACGUUAACCAAUGCAGCGGUCAAGUGCGAACGCUUACUGUACUGUACUACUAGACAAGCUGUUCCGAUAAAGAAAUAACCAGCUAUAGUCAAACGAUGCUGAAACGUCAAGUUGCAAAAAUUGGAAUU
Messenger RNA from Ostrinia nubilalis (European corn borer), 2168 nucleotides. RefSeq names its product BTB/POZ domain-containing protein 17 (gene Tango10). The coding region runs from base 131 to 1990 and encodes 619 amino acids. Gene Ontology annotation, molecular function: protein binding. The record is from RefSeq and is a predicted model, not a curated record. The transcript is spliced from 19 exons. Lineage: Eukaryota; Metazoa; Arthropoda; Insecta; Lepidoptera; Crambidae.